Sorex araneus (European shrew) is the source of this 1883-nucleotide messenger RNA. It is a transcript of the gene ING1, whose product is annotated as inhibitor of growth family member 1. Lineage: Eukaryota; Metazoa; Chordata; Mammalia; Eulipotyphla; Soricidae. The transcript has 2 exons. Gene Ontology annotation, cellular component: nucleus. Bases 138 to 974 code for a protein of 278 amino acids. The record is from RefSeq and is a predicted model, not a curated record. Gene Ontology annotation, biological process: positive regulation of DNA-templated transcription.
CCGGCGGCGCGGGGCCGGCCGGAGGGGGGGGCGCCGGCGGGCGGGAGCUUUGCAUUUUGCAGCGCCGAGCUCCGAGGGGGCGGGGGCUGCAGGAAGCGGAAAGCCGCGCCGAGCCGCCGGGGACCCGCGGCCGAGCCAUGUUGAGCCCCGCCAACGGGGAGCAGAUCCACCUGGCCAGCUAUGUGGAGGACUACCUGGACUCCAUCGAGUCGCUGCCGUUCGACCUGCAGCGGAACGUCUCGCUGAUGCGGGAGAUCGACGCCAAGUACCAGGAGAUCCUGAAGGACCUGGACGAGUACUACGAGAAGUUCAAGCGCGAGACGGACAGCGCGCUGAAGCGGCGGGCGCUGCACUGCAUCCAGCGCGCCCUGAUCCGCAGCCAGGAGCUGGGCGACGAGAAGAUCCAGAUCGUGAGCCAGAUGGUGGAGCUGGUGGAGAACCGCGCGCGGCAGGUGGACAGCCACGUGGGACUCUUCGAGGCGCACCCCGAGGUGAGCGACGCCCCCGGGGGCGGCAAGGGCGGCCCCGAGAAGUCCAAGGGCGACACGAUGGCACAGGCCGACAAGCCCAACAACAAGCGCUCCCGGCGCCAGCGCAACCACGAGAACCGCGAGAACGCGGCCAGCAACCACGACCACGACGACAUGACCGCGGGGACGCCCAAGGAGAAGAGGGCGAAGGCGUCCAAGAAGAAGAAGCGCUCCAAGGCCAAGGCGGAGCGCGAGGCGUCGCCCGCCGACCUGCCCAUCGACCCCAACGAGCCCACGUACUGCCUGUGCGACCAGGUGUCCUACGGGGAGAUGAUCGGCUGCGACAACGACGAGUGUCCCAUCGAGUGGUUCCACUUCUCCUGCGUGGGGCUCAGCCACAAGCCCAAGGGCAAGUGGUACUGCCCCAAGUGCCGCGGGGAGAGCGAGAAGACCAUGGACAAGGCCCUGGAGAAGUCCAAGAAGGAGCGGGCGUACAGCAGGUAGUGGGCGCCGCGCCGCGGGAGGGCGGGCGGCCGAGCCUCCGGUGACCACAGCGUGGGGAGCGGGACGCGCGUGCGCGGCGGAGACUGACGGGGGGCGGGGACAGGCUGACCGGGAACCUAACACGCUCAGUGUAAAAAGAGAUUUCAUUUAGCUAUUUUAUUUUAAUAAAAAUAAUGUUAUUACUUUAUGGGGGAAAUUUUUUUGAAUUAGCCACGUUGCUAAAAGUACAGUCCGCAGCAAGCUCACUUCUGGCUACGGUAACAUGUAUCCACAGAACAGAUCCGAUUAAAAAGUUCCAGUUUGGAGAUUAUUUUUUAAAGAAGUAAAGGCUUGACUUUUACGUGACAAACACCUCCUCUCUGGGCCAUUCCCUAAGGGGCAUUUUUAAACGAACGGGCACAUUUUUUUCGGCGCCCAGCAGGUGGGGUCUGCCUCCCCGGCCUGCGCUUUUGCCGGGGCUGCCCCCCCGGGUGUAUAAAUGUACGUGUCCUGCGGGCGGGGCGGCCCUCGACCGGGAAGCGUGCAUGCGUGCUGCCGUGAGUCGGUGGCGCUCAGCCUGCUGCUCUCGCAGUAUUUCAUUUUGACGUGAGUCGUUUUUAAAUGUUUGUCUUAACAGUGUGUACACCAGCAGCUUUGACAAAGCCUUAAGCAAGUUUUGUAUUCUCGUCGUCACCUUCCCAGGCCCCAGGCGGUGCGGGGCCCCAGCGGGUGAGGGUCCUGGCAGCAUGCCCUCCCUCGGUGGGGCCGAGCACCCCGGGACCACCUGCUUCUCUGUACGGCCCCUGAGUUCACUCGGAGCUCUUUGUUGUUAAACGGUUAAAAACCAAUCAGAAAAAGAAUCCUGUGACACAUGAAAAUUAUGAAAUUCAAAUUUCAGUCUCCGUAAAUAAAGUUUUAUUGCACAGAGUG